AAUUUCAGAUAAUAUGGAGGAGGUGAAUCUUCAUCCUAUAUACAGGCUUCUGAAGGUUGAUUAUGCUGACCUUCUUGAACUAGCUGAGCAGAAGGGUCAAACUAUACUUUUACCAGAUCUAAGAAAACUGGAUAAUUUCAAGCUCACAAGAAGUUUUAUCAAAUCUCAUCUAAUACAGGAAAAUGGCGAAGCUCAACAGAAUGAUGUCUGGGUUCAUAUAGAGAAGGACACAGUUACACUAGUGGAUUGUCCUAACUACUAUCCGUCCUAUAGACAAGGACUGUAUAAAGCCAACAUACAGAGGACAGUCAUAAGGACAAACUCAAGGUUUAUCCAGUUCAAAAUACUGCUAAUAGAUCGGCCUAUACUUCCCUUUAGCAUGGGAAAUAUAACAGGCCGGAAUAAUAUUCUGAACAGAAGAAGGUAUGGAGGAGGGGGAGGAGGAGGGAUGGAUAGACGAAAACGACUUCAGAGACAGACAAGUGUUGAUUACGGUCUUUUGCAUCCUAUACUCAUAGAUCUAGAAUCUGAACUUGAAGAUGAGAAUUCAAUUCUAACCUCUACAACUUGUCUCUCAAGCACUGUGGACCAAACUGUUGGUUCUGAUUGGAUGGAGCAAGGAUCCGGAAGAGCGGUGGGUUCGGAAUCCAGUGGCAGGAUUGGGUUAGGGUCUGGGAGUAGGAUCGAACUAGGAGCUCGGAGCAAGAUUGAUUCAGGAACCGAGAGCAGAGCUGGAUCAGGAUCUAGGAGUAGGGUUGAUUUAGGGUCAGGGAGUAGAAUUGGAUCAGGAAAUGGAAGCAGAAUUGAUUCUGUAACUGGGAGUAGGAUUGGUUCUGGAUCUGGUGAGAGUAGGAUUGGUUCGGGAUCUAGUGGAAGCAAGAUUAUAUUGGGAUGUAGAACCAGGGCUGGAUCAAGAUCCGAUGGGAUCAGGAUUGGAUCGGGAUACGUGAACAGAAUUGACUCAGGAUCUGGGAUCAGGAUCGAUUCAGGAACUGGGAGCAGGACUGAAUCAAGAUCGGACGUGAUCAGGGUUGAAUCUGGAUCUGGGUUCGGAUCAGUAUCAGCCUGGAAGAAAAGUCCUUCUCCUCCACCCCGUCAGAGCUCGGAGGAUUCUGGUAUUGAGCCUGAUUCAGAUGAUUUGUUCUUCCUAAUCCCACAGGAAUCAAAACAAAUUAUUUUUAAGGGGUUUUAUUAGAGUUAGGGAGGGGGAGAUGGGCUGGUUACGAUGGACUACAAAAGAAUCAUAAAAAUUGAACUGCUAGAU
Eurytemora carolleeae is the source of this 1264-nucleotide messenger RNA. RefSeq lists its product as uncharacterized. The record is from RefSeq and is a predicted model, not a curated record. The transcript is spliced from 9 exons. Bases 14 to 1195 code for a protein of 393 amino acids. Lineage: Eukaryota; Metazoa; Arthropoda; Copepoda; Calanoida; Temoridae.